Molecule: messenger RNA, 318 nt
Organism: Glossina fuscipes
Lineage: Eukaryota; Metazoa; Arthropoda; Insecta; Diptera; Glossinidae
Product: mitochondrial pyruvate carrier 1-like
Exons: 3
Coding region: 1-318 (105 amino acids)
Biological process (GO): pyruvate import into mitochondria
Cellular component (GO): mitochondrial inner membrane
Source: RefSeq, a predicted model, not a curated record
AUGGGCCGAAAAAUAUUCGAAUAUUUCACCAACAAGGAAAUGCGUCAAUAUUUAAUGAGUACGCAUUUUUGGGGUCCAGUAGUUACAUGGGGAAUUCCAUUGGCCGCGAUUGCUGACACUCAAAAAGAUGCCAAAUUGAUUUCUGGCAAAAUGACUUUGGCUCUGAUUUUAUAUUCAUCGGCAUUUAUGCGUUUUGCUUUGCGAGUUAAACCGAGAAAUUUGCUCUUAUUUGCUUGUCAUUUUACUAACGUUAACGUACAAACGAUCCAAGGCAUACGUUUUCUUAGAUAUCACUAUUCUGAGCAAAAUUCUGCUUAA